AUGAGCUUUACAGCGGCUACUUUGCCCCCAUCGGCGACAUCUGUGGUGAUUCCCCCAGGCAGACAUGAGGCACCUAAGAUUCUCCAUGAAUCAUCGAGCAGACUUCCAGCUCUCCUCCCUUUGACUUCGGAGUUCGAUCCUCGGUUCACGGAGUACACCGGCGAGCAUCAAGCAUAUAUGGAACGGAAAUUAUACGGCCAUGAACGGGACAAUCGGGUUUUGCCGCAAAUCAACGCUGAAGCUGGUGACUAUCGCUCUCCGUACGCAGACGAGGAGCCGCCACCAUGGGAGACCACCAUGAAAACCGAUUUCCCGAGGCGGAAUCUUGCCGGGAGGGCCCAGCCGAAUCUCAAGAUUGCACAGGAGAUUGCACGGACGCAUUUUACUCUCGAAGGCCCGGAAGAGGACGACGGCAGCGCAAGACAGCAUCCUCGCAGUCAUAUCGACUAUGGGCCAAAGCCGCCAUUGGAAAAGGUGGAUGGCAAGCUGAUCCAAAAAGGAUACAAUGUUUACCCACCGAUUUUCCGUGACAUUGAAGUCUUGAACCAUCCGCGCGGCAGCACCUAUGACUCGGCUUAUCAUUUGCAUCCUACAAAACGUCGCAUUCCCAUCCCGCACAAACACACACGGACAAAUAUAGUCCUAGGCACCGACGGAAGUCCUACCUACGUUAGCAGCAUGAGGGAUGCGACGCAGGCUCCCGGCGAAGAUCCGACACCCUCAAAGCCACGGACCACUCCAGACGAGGAUGACAAACGCGAAUGGACGUUUGCCAUGGAGGAUGGGGAGAAAGAACAGUGGGCGAGCCUCUCGUCUCAAUCAUAUAAAGACCCGGUGGGUGUUGACUACACCGCAAAGAGACCGAACUGGGCAAAAGCCAGCGGCCGCGCGCAUUUUUCGCUCGGGAACUCAACGGCAACCGACCCGGCAACUUCCACAUACUCAUACUCGUUCAGGGCUGCAGUGGCAGAAAACGGUGAAAGGCCAACGGUUGCCAAGUCGUACGUUCCAUCGAGCGUAUUGGACGAGCAUGAUGCGGAUGGCGAUUUGAAACAAAGCAUGUAUAUGGAGAGCUACGGUCUAAAGGACGGGAUCAAUGGCCCAGCGCACAAACAUGCACCGCAAAAUAUCAUCCCGGUUGCCAGUAGUGUUGUGUUUGGAUCCGCAGGUCCGGAUACUCUCACAUCCACCACCCGCACUGCAUUUACAGCGCCUUCCUCCAGUGGUUCUCCCAUCAGGCAUCCAGGAGCACCUACCGACACGCCACAUUUGCUGGGCUCCCCCUUCGACUUGCCCACCGCAACGCCUACAUCCAGUACGCGCUCAGCCUACGCAACCACACCGGACGCAUCAAGGCUUCUGGGGAAGGCCCACGCGCAAGCUGUCCUGAGUCGUAGGACCGCUGCAAAGGCGUUCCGAGGAAGUCGUGUCUUUGGUAGCGGACAAUGGGAAGGGGAUAUCAAAGAUUGUCAGCGAGAGGACAUGAUCGCAGCGACGAAAGCGCAGGAGGCACAUAGAUUGACCGGGAAGAGAGCGGCGGGAGUACCGAGCGGCGUGAAGAGCGGAGAAGGGUGGAAUGCGAAAGGGGAGGCCAAUGAUUGGACGACGACCUCCCAGACCCUGGGUCGCUUCCCACCCGUCUCCCCGUCCAGCAUCAAAGCAGCGGGUGAAUUAACGCAAGCCGCGCGCGGCUUGGCGACCAGGUAUCGCAACAGGGUGCUGCCGGAGGGGUUGAUCGAUGGAAGCACGUCCACGACGGUCAUGCGGUCCAGUUACGUUCCUCCCGUGAGGAUGAGAUACCUUCAGCCGGUAUUUGGAGUGGCGUGA
Molecule: messenger RNA, 1827 nt
Organism: Fimicolochytrium jonesii
Lineage: Eukaryota; Fungi; Chytridiomycota; Chytridiomycetes; Spizellomycetales; Powellomycetaceae
Exons: 8
Coding region: 1-1827 (608 amino acids)
Source: RefSeq, a predicted model, not a curated record